Vollenhovia emeryi is the source of this 3248-nucleotide messenger RNA. It is a transcript of the gene Dop1, whose product is annotated as dopamine receptor 1. The record is from RefSeq and is a predicted model, not a curated record. The transcript is spliced from 7 exons. Gene Ontology annotation, molecular function: G protein-coupled receptor activity. The coding region runs from base 54 to 1304 and encodes 416 amino acids. Gene Ontology annotation, cellular component: membrane. Lineage: Eukaryota; Metazoa; Arthropoda; Insecta; Hymenoptera; Formicidae. Gene Ontology annotation, biological process: adenylate cyclase-activating adrenergic receptor signaling pathway.
CGGCGAGGCGCGCCAGCUGCCGCACGUCAUGAUUCUACCCCAGGUGAGCGACGAUGUACCCAGACACUACCACUACCAUCCCGUCGUUAACAGGACGACCGCCGAGAAUCAGUAACCUGACAGACGGGGAAGAAGAUCUGCCUGAAGACGCUUUCUCGCUGCUGUCGGUGCUCCUAGUUGGACUCCUCCUCGUGAUCCUGAUAUUCUUCUCCGUCGCCGGCAACGUCCUGGUCUGCGUGGCGAUCUACACCGACCGCGGGCUACGGAGGAUCGGCAACCUCUUCCUGGCCUCCCUGGCCGUCGCCGACCUCUUCGUCGGUGGGCUGGUGAUGACCUUUGCCGGGGUCAACGAUCUCCUCGGCUACUGGAUCUUCGGAAUGUGGUUUUGCGACAUCUGGAUCGCCUUCGAUGUUAUGUGCAGCACUGCCUCUAUCCUGAAUCUAUGCGCCAUAUCGCUCGACCGUUACAUACACAUCAAGGAUCCCCUCAGGUACGGUCGUUGGGUGACCAGAAGGGUUGCCAUUGGCGGCAUCGCCGUUGUGUGGCUUCUAGCAGGACUCAUAUCCUUCGUGCCGAUCAGUCUAGAUCUUCACAGGAACGAUGAUCAGCCCGCGAUUGACGACGAGGUGGAGGAGCACCCUACGUGUGCCCUAGACAUUACACCCACCUAUGCGGUGGUGUCCUCUUGCAUAUCUUUCUACGUGCCCUGCAUCGUGAUGCUGGGUAUUUAUUGCAGGCUCUAUUGCUACGCGCAGAAGCACGUGAAGAGUAUCCGAGCGGUGACGAAGCUGCCGGACACCUCCAUGGCCAAGAGUUUUCGCUCGAAGAGCAGUCGCUGCAAGCCGCCGAAGCCGCAGACGAAGACGAAGCCGACCAGCCCUUACCACGUCUCCGACCACAAGGCCGCCAUCACCGUCGGCGUAAUCAUGGGCGUAUUCCUGGUGUGCUGGGUGCCCUUCUUCUGCGUCAACAUCGUCGCAGCCUACUGCAAGACCUGCAUAUCUCACCGAGCGUUCCAGAUUCUCACGUGGUUCGGCUACAGUAACUCGGCCUUCAACCCGAUAAUCUACAGCAUCUUCAACACCGAGUUCCGGGAGGCGUUCAAGAGGAUCCUCACGAAGGGAGCGCGCGCGCGGGGCAACCAGCCGUCGACCAGCGAGUGCGGGGAGUUCCGGUCGGUGGUGGUGCAGAAGCGGAACGGUUCCAUGGUCGAGUGUAACAUCAGCCCGAGAUCGAGCGCGGACAGCUGCCAGGUCGGGGUCAUGGCUCAACGGCAUCGCGACACCAUCGUCAGUGCCAUAUAAACGCGCGCUCCUCUCGGCUUCUCUCCUGGGUCUCGCUCUCGCCGCUCAUCCCCGAGAUCGCCGUCUUCGUUUUACUCGCCGAUCCUGUCGAGGAAUUUGCAGGAGGCAGGAGACACCGACAUCCUCUGGCGGGGGGUAAUGACGACGAACGCGAGUUAAAGCGCGCCUCGUGCGAAGAGGAAUCCGCUCUUCGUCGCGACGCGUCGAUCUUCCGCGUCGCAGGGGACACAUCGAUUACGAAACAUUCCUUUUUAUUGCAGCACUUAGAUCCGCAGUUUUUGUUCGCCGGUUUAAAAUUGGUUCCGAGUCCGCAGUGGAAAAGGCCAUCGUGAUACAAUCCAUGACAGAUUGCACGAUUUCCAGUGGAACGAUCGCUUAUUGUUAUUGUUUCGUACGAAACUUGCGCCAGUGUACAUAAAAUCAGCAUACGGCACCGCUUGCGCCAACAAGCGGAGUUUGCUCUCGCGUGCUAAAGUUUAGUAUUUGCAUCCGCAAAGGAUUGAACGCCAAACCGCCCGUCUGCUCAAAGGAGGAGACUGCUGCUGCAGUCGCGACGACUCCUGUGCUCUCUCGCUGUACAGCCGCUCGCGUAAGAUAAGCAUAAACUGAGGACGUUGAUAAUACACUCAGCCAAUAUUGUUGAAUCUCUCCUCACGUAAUAUCGAUCAAUGUUCUAGUUAGCUGUCGUUGAUUUGGCCCGAGGAUUCUCUCCCCCGGACCGAACGCGGGAACCGCGCAGCUUGUAUCACCCGGACGGAUUCCGGGAAGAUGCGAUGUCGUAGAUGCGGGAGAUGCAAUGCAAAAUCCGAGACGUUUGCCGGAUAUUGAAACGAGCACGUCGUGUUCUCCCACGGUCGUCACGACUCGAUUAAUAUGAUAACUGCGAGUGACGCGCAAGUUUCUUCAAGGAGUGCGAUAUUUUCAUUUGUAACGCAUGUGUAUGAUCGACGAAUAUUUCUCUCUUCUUUUUUUUUUUAAUAGCAAAGGAGUGAAGGCUGUGGUGCGUUUGACCAUGUAAGCGCGGCAUUUCGCGAAGACAUCAAUCAUUGUAAUUAAGACAAUCACCGGAACCCACUUCGAAACAUAUCCCGAAGACAUAAUCCACCGAAAUCGUAGUGUUGUCUUCUUCUUUCGUUCUUUUUUUUUUAAGCAAUACGACGACAGGCGUAGAGUGGGAUUUGUCGAUUAAUAGAAAAAUCCAAGUGUAGCGCUUAGGAUACUAAUCUCGUCAAGCAAUCUCUUUAAUGGAGCAAGGUCGAUAGCCGAUCUACUCGGUGUUAAAAGCUGGAUGUUACUAAAAAAAUACCGAUAUGUUUCUAAAUAGUAACGUCUGUCGAAACAUCAUGAGAAAUAUAUAUAUAAAAAAAAAGAAAAAACUUAUACUAGCAAUAGGUGAGCGCCAGCGGCGCGCGCGACACGUCGCGCCCGUGAACUAUAGAAUUCAUUUUCCAUCCUGUAAAUAGCCAUUUAAUUAUUUUUCUAUUUGACGGGCGCGAAGAGGGACACACGGCGGGAUCGCAGUCGCAGAAAUGCGAGGUCUCGCUCCAUGGGCGCGCGCUCAUUGCGGACGUACGAGAAAAAAAGUCGUCGUCGUCGAGCACCCGUCGAAUCUCAAUUCAAUUCUGCAUCACAUAUCCGAGUGGAAGGAAGCGAGCCAGUUUUUUGGCGCUCGCGAGGAUCCGUCGAGCUUCCGAUGGUACAUCUAUAUCUACGGUACAAAACGCGCAUUACGAUCCGGCGCGAGAGGAAACGACAGGGAAUGCCUGUACACCAUGUACGAGUGCAUGCACGUUGCGUGGACUGCGUGGAAGCGGUUGUAGGAAACAGCGCGGAACUCUCUAGCCGGCAGGACGUGCGCGCAAUGUUGAUGUAUACUACUGAUAUAUUCGAAAAUGACCGUUCUCUGUAAAUAUAUUAGACUAAGACUUCGACAAGAGCAUCCGA